AUGGCUUCCGUUUCUUUUAACUUCAAGACCAUCGCCACCCUCCUCAUUCUUGGAGGGUGCAGUGCCUUUGGUGCAUAUGCUACCAUCGGAACGGGACUUAGGACGGGUCUAUUUGCAGCCCUGCGCAAGGGUGCCGGUCCGAAAGUCGCCGCAGAGAGCAAACGCUACCUGGCCGGUCCCGAGCCCUACAAGACGACCUUUACUGGUCUUCCAUUUAUCGACAAUCAGCUCUGCACCCUGGUUGGGUUCUUCACUGUCCUGCUAGAUGGCCCCAAGACACUGGACGUCUCUUUAGUCUCGUGGUAUUUAUUUACACAGUUACUGGCCGGCUGGAUCCUCGUCUCGCUCGAGGGUCUUCGCCAGGGCAACCAAGGUCGUAUCGUCAGCCGGACGGGCACACUUGGCUUCAUCUUCCAGAUCAUCACGUUCACAGUUGCAGUUCCCAUCUGGCUCAUCAUCCACGUCCUCACUUCCCCCCUCAGCCAGUCGACCCCAUCAGCAAAUGCCUUGGCUAUCGACGUGCAGGAUCUCUACAUCCUGCCCAAGGUCGUCUUUAGCGCCUUCGUCCUUCCCGGCUUCUUGAUGUUUCUACCUUCCCCGGACUAUGUUUCAGCAACCGCCCACUACAACUGGCAGGCUGUCUGGCAGGUGUUCCCCGUCGCCCAGAGCAUUUACCACUGGUUCUAUAAGCGGACCACGGCGCUCAUCGACUUCAAAUCAUCCAAAGCCCCCGAGCAGCUUAACGAAAUCUACCGCUUCGUGCUUAUCUUGUCUUUCGUCCCCCAGACGGCCCUCCUCGUUCUAGCGGCCACACCGGCGCAUCUUGUCCCGCACGCAGUCGAGUCCUUCAUUCCGGGCAUCACCCAGGGCAUCGUCAGUCAGAUUGACAUCACAAAGGCCUUCAUUCCUGACUUGCCAUGGGACUUGCCCAUAGUCCACGGGGCUGAGGGGGUGGACGCCGUCUCUGUCAGUGUGUUGGUGAAGCAGGUCAAGAUGUUCCUUCAGUGGGAUAUCUACUGCGGCGGGCUGGCCCUCCUUACCUGGUCUGCCUUUGUAUAUUCAGCAGCUCUGCCGGGGAAGGCCUUCCUGUCGACCACACUGCCAAAGGCUCUGUGGGCCACGGUGUUUGGCGGUCCCGUCGGUGCUGCUACCCUGCUCCUCUGGGACAGGGACACGGCUGUGAGGGAGCGUUCGACCGUUGCCAAGCCUGUGGUAACCGUCAAAGGUGGCGAGAAGAAGAAGAAGGUUGCUCUCUAAAUUUUGCGUGUAGUAAGGUGCUGGGCUGUCUGCCCCUCUGGCACCUCCUUUGCUCAUGGUGAGGCAUGUUGACACUAUAUCUGGUCACAUCGUCGGCGAACUACACCUGUAUACGUAUGAAGAAAAUCUCCACUAGCUCUUUAAUCCAGUGCACACUAUCGAACUAC
Molecule: messenger RNA, 1424 nt
Organism: Cryphonectria parasitica EP155
Lineage: Eukaryota; Fungi; Ascomycota; Sordariomycetes; Diaporthales; Cryphonectriaceae
Exons: 2
Coding region: 1-1257 (418 amino acids)
Source: RefSeq, a predicted model, not a curated record